Messenger RNA from Anthonomus grandis grandis, 1997 nucleotides. RefSeq lists its product as uncharacterized. NCBI's taxonomy places the organism in Eukaryota, Metazoa, Arthropoda, Insecta, Coleoptera, Curculionidae. The record is from RefSeq and is a predicted model, not a curated record. Gene Ontology annotation, molecular function: protein binding. The coding region runs from base 103 to 1713 and encodes 536 amino acids. The transcript is spliced from 7 exons.
UCCUAAAAUUAGUCCACAUUGGAAAAGCCGGUUAUUUAACUGAACUAACGUUUGAGAUCGAAUUUAUUUAUUCAUUUAUUCGUUCUAUUUAACAAAAUAAACAUGAAUUCGGGUGGUUGGGUGGUUGACGAGAAUGACGAGGCCAAACAAAUUUCUCGUGUGGCUAAAACAGAUAGAAACCAUACUUUCAGUAAACAAGUAUGGUAUGAUAUGUAUACUGCGAAACCAUCUACGGGAGGCCAAGCAAUAUUUAUAGACAUCGAGCACGAAGAAAAUUCUACAUGUGAGGAAUAUUCAAGAUGGUCCGAGCUCCCUGACUUAUUACUGGAAAAAAUAUUCUCCUAUUUGACAACGAAGGAGAGAUACUACGCAAGUUGCGUCUGCACAGGUUGGCAUAGAGCAUUUUACUUUCCUUAUGUGUGGAGGCAAUUCAUUUUGGAAGAUCAUACUUUAACCAGAAGCAAAUUUAAUUAUUAUUUAGGUUGGCAGUAUGUACUAGAUCACCUAAGAACUUCCCUGUGCCUACAAACAAUUGGAAAACAUAUUAAGAUCCUAAUAAUAAAACCAAUGUUUAAUUUCUCAAACCUUUAUGAGUUUAUGAAUAUUCUAUCAUGGUACAUUGAGCAGCAGAGUAAUCCCAAUCCUAAAGACAAAAAGAUGAUUGGUGUAGGAGGAAAUAUUCAAUAUUUAAGGUUUACAUUUCCGUGCGACAUGACAGUGGAGGAAGAAGAUGACGAAAACGAUGAAAGACAAAAUCACGACAAAAUGAGGCUCUUUGGCACUGGAGGUAAACUAUUAGCUGGUCUAAAGCGACUGAUGGGUAAUUUAGAAAAGCUCCAGGGACUGGAACUGAUUGACCUUAUGUUAGAACCCUGCGAAGCGCAAUUUCUAUUAGAUGAAGUUUGCCAAACAUGUUUUCUAUUAUUAAAAAAAUUGUCUUUGAUCAACACAACAAAGAUCCCUUAUCAAAUUUUGCACGUCGGGGUGUUUUUAAAUUUACUUGAACUCCGCAUAUCCCCACAAAACUUGGGAGACGAAUUGGUGGAAAUGUUGGGUUCAACAAACCUUAAACAUCUACAUAUUGUACAAAACAGGUACACCACAGACGAAGGUUUUAUUAAACCUAUUUCCCCUUACAGUUGGAAAAAAUUAAGGGCAUUAAAUCAAUCGUUAGCAGUUCAUUUAGAGGUAGAGAGUAACAAAUACAAAACGCUUGUGUGGCAGAUUGGAGCACCUGUCAGGAGCAUUCUGUAUGACUCCCCACUUAUUGGUAUCACUGCUGAUGGUAUACUGAAUACAAUAGAUUACUUCAAAUACGAUUUAAGGACCUAUGGACAUCUAAACAUUCCUCAGUUUAGUAUAGAACAGUCAUUUAGCGAAAGAAAUGAUGAGAACCUUGUUCUGCUAAUUAGGUCAUGUAUGUCUCUAUCUACACUGAUAAUAACGGAAGAAAUAUCCACAUGUACCAUCUUAUUGAUUGCGUACACAGGUAGAAACUUAAGAUGGCUGCACAUAAGAGAAAAUGCUGUUAUCCAGAAAUGUGACUGGCCAAGGAGUCCCGAAUGGUCGGACGAAUUCUAUAGUUGGUUAAAAUUCAAUAGUAAAACUAAGGAACUGGUUGAAAAAGAAGUAUCGCAAAUGUUAGACUAUAAAUGGAACUUUUUAAGUGAUAACGAUUUCACUAGGCUGGAAAUUAAUUUACACGACUACUGAGCGUUUGAUUAUUUCAAAUGUCUUUAAGCAACUUGUUAAUUACAAAUACUAAGUUAAAUAAUAUUAAGAAAUUUAUGAAGGCUGUGGUAAAAGAGCGAAAAGCUUGAAAUGUGCUCUUGAUGAGUAUAUUGUACAUAUACGAAUAUGAGAGACUGGAGAAGACUUGUUGUAACAUUAAUAUUGCAUAAUAAUAUAUCAUUAUUAAAUACAUAUUCUGUAAAAUAAAUUUGUUGUUAAAUUUAAGAUGUUGAAAAUGGGGAAAAUAAAGAGAAAUGAAAGAUUUA